This is a messenger RNA of Macroventuria anomochaeta, 840 nucleotides long. RefSeq lists its product as uncharacterized. The transcript has a single exon. Lineage: Eukaryota; Fungi; Ascomycota; Dothideomycetes; Pleosporales; Didymellaceae. The record is from RefSeq and is a predicted model, not a curated record. Bases 317 to 469 code for a protein of 50 amino acids.
AUCAUCACCCUCUACAUGCCAACCCACACGUCACAUCUCCUGCAGCCACUUGACGUUGGCUUCUUCUCUUCUCUUAAGGCAGCAUACGGUCAUCAGGUGUCGGAGCUUGCCCGCCAAGGGAUCUUCUAUACAGACAAGCUUGACUUCCUCUAACAUCUAUACUGAGUUUAGGUUGACAAUCCUGUCAGAACAGCACAUUACAGCAGGUUUCAAAGUAACUGGGCUUAUCUAAAUAAGUCCAGAGCGCGUCCUAUCUAACCUAACUAUUGUCAGAACACCAUCCCCACCUGUGACGACAGCAGCUAGAGCAGUAUGGAUGGCAGACACUCCACAUACAAUUACUCAACUUGAGCAGCAGGCUCGUCUAGAAAGAGGUCUCCUCCAGCGACAGUCACAGAGCCCUACAAGUCGGGCUAUCUCCCAGCUUGUCAAGGUUGUUAGUGAGCUAUCAAUUCAGCGACAAUCUUAGCAGAGGAGAACUCAAAGCUACGUGCUGCUAACUACCGCCAGCAACGUAAACUCCAACAGAAGAGCCAGUAUAUAGCCCGUGGAGGAACCUUACAGACUCAGGAAGGUCGUACGCUUGUCACAGAAGCUCAAGUAGCUGUCUAUGAGGUUGACCAACUACCUACUAUACAGGCACGAUCCCGAGCACUACCAACAUGCAGUAAGUGUCACACUCAAGGCCAUACUAAGGCUGAAUGUAAAUCAAUAUAGUUAGUCUAUCCUGUGACAAAGUCUGAGACAAUUUAAGCUUGUGGUUGUGGAUUAUGCACUACAAGCGUUAUCGAUAGAGUUCCACCAUAAUGCUAUGACAACAGAAAGCAACAUCGGAAUGAC